AUGGGGGAGGCCGAAGAUGCACCAACACGGAAAUCUGUUCCCAGCGCUCCUCCUAGUCAUAAGUCGUCAUUCUCCUCUGUGCAGUCAGCUGGCGGAGAUUUGGACAUGGAAGAUGCCCAGGACACAAUAGAAGAGAAUCCUGAAUCUGUGACAUCAGACUCAGACAUGUCCGACCGAUCAGAGGAGGAGACCGCAAUCACUGAAGCGGAAGAGUCAAGGCCAACCGCCGAAGUGACUUCCGUUGCAGACGAGAGCCACAACAUCGCACGAUGCACCACUUGUGGAAAGUCAGUUGGCGGCAAACGAGCCAUGCCAACGACUGAGGAGGAUAUCGACGAGAGGCCUACAGCUGGGAAGACUGUUGCUCGCAAGUUUCCGCACAAGUCUGUGCCCGUUCAAGAAGCGACUCCAGACAUGACGGCGACCGACGAACCAUCUGGCGGCGACGGCGACACCUCACCACUGGAGGUGGAAGUCGAGCAAGGUGCAAGAUCACCCCCCACAGUCAAUUCUCCUGCACGAGAAUGCGAGACGUCCCCGGCCCCCGCUGCUUCUAACUGUGCAGAAAAUGCGGCGGGGGAUGAAUCACCAGUGUCACAAUCGAGCGCAGUGAAUACUGACGCUCCAGCCUGCGAGGACGGCCGGCCUCCUGAGCGCAGUGAGCCCGAGGAUGUCGCGCAAACUCCCGAACCCGAUGAGGAGACAGCGGACACAACCUUUGAAGAGCCUCCGUUCAAAUCUGCUGGAGACGCGGGAGAGGGAAUGUCUCUUGAUGAACCCAUAGAGAAGGCCCCCUCUCCGUGCGAGUUUGCUGCUGAGCCAGAAUGCAUCGACGGCAAGUGUGAGGGUUCAAGCACUCCUUGCCCUGAAGUAAGUGAGGUCACUGAACUCGCUCCCGAAUCGUCUGAGAUUGGGGUGGCUGAAGCGUCCUGCGUUCAGAAAGAAGACGAGCGUCAAGACGAAUCAAGUGAUAGCAGCAUUGAUAAGGAUGACGAGGAGGAGCGUCAGUGCAGAAGGUCCCCUGAGCUGGCCGAUCCCUCAAGUGGCACCUCUCCGGUGUCUUCCCCGGAGACAUCGAAGAAACGACCGCGCUCCUCCAUUGGCGAUAGUGAGUAUGAUGACUAUGGCGACGGCGCUGAAUCUGCCGCAAAGAGGCCUCGAUUAAGCGAGGAGAGGAGUGCGGACGAGGAGAUGGCUGAGGCUAGGCCGGAGUAG
Emericellopsis atlantica is the source of this 1215-nucleotide messenger RNA. RefSeq lists its product as uncharacterized. NCBI's taxonomy places the organism in Eukaryota, Fungi, Ascomycota, Sordariomycetes, Hypocreales, Bionectriaceae. The record is from RefSeq and is a predicted model, not a curated record. The transcript has a single exon. The coding region runs from base 1 to 1215 and encodes 404 amino acids.